Messenger RNA from Fraxinus pennsylvanica, 585 nucleotides. Lineage: Eukaryota; Viridiplantae; Streptophyta; Magnoliopsida; Lamiales; Oleaceae. The record is from the annotation of a GenBank genome assembly.
AUGAUAGCUGAAGUAGACAAGGAUGGCAGUGGUGCUAUUGACUUUGAUGAGUUUUGUCACAUGAUGACAGCCAAAUUUGGAGAAAGGGACGCUAGAGAGGAGCUAAUGAAAGCUUUUUACAUUAUUGAUGAAGAUAAAAUUGGGAAGAUUUCUGCUGCAGACAUUCAGCGCAUAGCAAAGGAGUUGGGUGAACGUUUCAGUGAUAGAGAGAUUCAAGAAAUGAUUAAUGAACAGAUCAAGAUCAUGAAUCUGAUUGUAUAUGAUGGUAAUAGACUUAGAAAUUGGCUGGAAGCAGCCAUAGUUCAGUUCAGCUGUACGUGGCGAGUUAAUAAAAUUGACCUUGAGCUUGUUCAAGGUUGGCAUGACAGUAGAACAACCAAAGCUGGCUUAGUUACAUUCUUUAUGGCCAAGAUUACAGGCGACUGGAAAGGAAAUGGUGACAUCUACGACUGUGGUUUGUCAGAGCUGAAGAGAUUCUGCAAGCUAUGGGUCUGUGUAGCUAUGAUUGGAGAUGACAAUUUUUGUAGUAGCAACUCUAAUGGAAAUGGUUCACCCCCAAGUCAGUUGUUCCAUCUGGUGCACUAA